AGCUCCUAAAGCAGCAUCUGGCAAGUCUAGGCUCAUCAGAGAAGAUGAGAAUGAUAAAAGUGACGAAGAGGAGGAGGAAGAGGAGGGAGGAAGUGGCCUAACAUCACGUCACAUGACAUUCGGGAAAAAGAAAGAACCAGCCAGACAAUUACAAGUAUUGAGUGCAUUGGAGAACAUUGACAGUGAAUCAGAAGAUGAGGAGACCCAGCGAUGGGAGGAGGAGCAGAUCAAUAAAGGAAUCAAAGCCAGUAACCCACUCCCGGCUGAUGAACCAGUCACCAUCAACUCACUGGACCCUCUCACGCAAUCUUUCAUUUAUGGUAUCGACUAUCAGCAGCAACAUUAUCAACAGCAAACAAGACCCCCUCCCCCUCCUACUGUAUCGGUUAAAUUUGUUCCCGUGACACUGGAUAGUUUGAAAUCAAGAUUAUCCAAUCGGUUACAGGAAUUGAAGGAUAAUGUUGCUAAUCACAGGAGGCAGUUGGAUCAGGUUAUGGCUGAUGUUAAAGAUGCCAAUGAUUUCAUUGAAGGAGCUGAUACUAGUAUUACGAGGAUUGAAGAACAUUAUUUAUUCUAUCAACAAAUGAAAGGAUAUCUCAGGGACUUACUCUCAUGUCUUGCUAUAAAGGCUCCAUUAAUAAAGUCUAUAGAGGUCAAAGUUCAAUCUAUUCAUUCUAAAAGGUCACGCCUCCUAAUUACCAGAAGACGGCAAGAUGUUACCGAUGAGUCUGAGGAGUGUAGAAUGGGUGUAGCUAAUGAUGAAGGACGUCAGGGACGCAUUGUGGAGAGAGAAGGGAGGAGGAGGAGGAGGAGAGAGAAGAGAGAGAGACAGGAAGUUGCUACUGAUCAUUAUGAAGGAAUGUCUUCGGAUGAUGAACUACUGGAAACUGAUAAAAUACGUUUUAAUAAAGAACUAGAAUCACUAGGUCCUGAUAUUAAUGACGUAUUCUCUGAUGUCGUUGAUGAUUUUUGUGAUUUGAAUAUAAUCAAGACACGAUUUGAGCAGUGGAAGUUCACCCAGUCCAGCAGUUACUCUGAGGCUUACGUCAGUCUCUGUUUAACUAAAAUAUUCACUCCUUAUGUGAGACAUGAACUGAUAUACUGGAACCCACUGGAGUUUGAUGCUAUACCAAUAGACUCAAUGAAAUGGUUACAGUGUUUAUUAACAUAUGGAUACCAUGAGGGGGAGGAGCCUGACAUCACUGAUAAUGAUAUUCACUUGAUACCUCAGCUAAUUGAUAGAGUAUUGAUAUCAAAGAUUAACGGUGAGUCACAUGACACAGUAUCACAUGAUGAUUGGGUGAAGCCCACUAAGACAGGAAAACGCCUUGUCUGUAAGGGCAUAGGGUCGUCUAGCUAUUAUUAUAGUUAA
Molecule: messenger RNA, 1372 nt
Organism: Amphimedon queenslandica
Lineage: Eukaryota; Metazoa; Porifera; Demospongiae; Haplosclerida; Niphatidae
Product: PAX3- and PAX7-binding protein 1-like
Exons: 6
Biological process (GO): mRNA splicing, via spliceosome
Cellular component (GO): nucleus
Molecular function (GO): DNA binding
Source: RefSeq, a predicted model, not a curated record